Molecule: messenger RNA, 2305 nt
Organism: Brassica oleracea var. oleracea
Lineage: Eukaryota; Viridiplantae; Streptophyta; Magnoliopsida; Brassicales; Brassicaceae
Product: beta-amylase 8
Exons: 10
Coding region: 66-2096 (676 amino acids)
Biological process (GO): polysaccharide catabolic process
Molecular function (GO): beta-amylase activity
Source: RefSeq, a predicted model, not a curated record
CAUGUGGAAAAACAGCAGAGAGAGAGAGACCAAAAAAAAAAAAAAAAACUUCACGGCCAAAGAAAAUGCACACGAUAAACACCACCACCGGUUCACAAGAUCCGAUCGACCCAAACCGAAACCUCGACCCGGAUCAGUACCCCCACCGAAACCCCAGCCAUACCCAGUCUCGACGCCCCCGCGGGUUCGCGGCAACUGCUGCGGCGGCGUCGAUGGGUCAAGCCGACAGCGAUGUGAACAACGGAAACAUAACCGGAGAGACGAGCAGCGGCGGAGGAGGGAAGGGGAAGAGAGAGAGGGAGAAGGAGAAAGAGAGAACGAAGCUCAGGGAAAGACACAGGCGAGCCAUCACUAGUAGAAUGCUCGCCGGGUUGAGACAGUACGGUAACUUCCCGUUACCGGCGCGUGCGGAUAUGAACGAUGUAAUCGCUGCUUUGGCGCGUGAAGCUGGAUGGAGCGUUGACGCCGACGGUACUACUUACCGCCAAUCGCAUCAAUCAAACCACGUGGUUCAGUUUCCGACGAGAUCUAUUGAGAGUCCUCUUUCGUCAAGUACUUUGAAGAAUUGUGCUAAGGCCGCACUUGAAUGUCAGCAGCAGCAUCCUUCUCUUAGAAUCGACGAGAACCUUUCUCCUGUAUCUCUUGAUUCCGUUGUUAUCGCCGAGAGUGAUCAUCCCGGGAAUGGAAGGUAUACAGGUGCUAGCCCUAUCCCUUCAGUGGGAUGCGUGGAUGCCAAUCAGCUUAUACAAGAUGUUCAUUCCACAGAGCGCCGUAAUGACUACACAGAGAACUUUUAUGUCCCAGUGUACGCCAUGCUUCCUGUUGGUGUUAUAGACAACUUCGGCCAGUUGGUUGAUCCUCAAGGUGUAAGGCAAGAAUUAAGCUACAUGAAGUCAUUAAACGUCGAUGGAGUUGUAAUAGAUUGUUGGUGGGGGAUAGUCGAAGGCUGGAAUCCUCAGAAGUAUGUGUGGUCUGGCUACAGAGAGCUCUUUAACCUUAUCAGAGACUUCAAACUCAAACUGCAGGUGGUGAUGGCAUUUCAUGAAUAUGGAGGGAAUGCGUCUGGAAACGUAAUGAUCUCGUUGCCACAGUGGGUUUUGGAGAUUGGAAAAGACAAUCCAGACAUAUUCUUCACUGAUCGUGAAGGAAGAAGGAGCUUCGAGUGUAUGAACUGGAGCAUUGACAAGGAACGGGUAUUGCAUGGACGAACUGGUAUAGAGGUCUAUUUUGAUUUUAUGAGAAGCUUCCGGUCAGAUUUUGAUGAUUUGUUUGUGGAGGGGAUGAUUGCUGCAAUAGAGAUUGGUCUUGGAGCUUCUGGUGAACUAAAGUAUCCAUCUUUCCCGGAAAGGAUGGGUUGGAUCUAUCCCGGUAUCGGCGAAUUUCAGUGUUAUGACAAGUAUUCACAAACGAGUCUGCUAAAGGAAGCAAAGGCUAGGGGGUUUGCGUUCUGGGGUAAAGGACCAGAGAAUGCUGGACAAUACAAUUCACAACCUCAUGAAACUGGUUUCUUCCAGGAGAGAGGUGAAUAUGACAGCUACUACGGUCGCUUCUUCUUGAACUGGUACUCUCAACUACUGAUAGGACAUGCAGAGAAUGUUCUGUCUCUUGCCAAUCUCGCCUUUGAGGAGACAAAGAUUAUUGUCAAGAUACCGGCGAUUUACUGGUCAUACAAGACAGCUAGUCAUGCUGCUGAACUAACUGCAGGAUACUAUAACCCUUCAAACCGUGAUGGAUACUCUCCUGUUUUCGAAACUCUCAAGAAAUAUUCAGUGACUGUGAAGUUUGUGUGCCCUGGGCCACAAAUGUCUUCUAAUGAGCAUGAAGAAGCUCUAGCUGAUCCAGAAGGUUUAAGUUGGCAGGUGGUCAAUGCAGCUUGGGAUAAGGGACUUCUUAUUGGGGGAGAGAAUGCGAUUACUUGUUUUGACAGAGAAGGUUGUAUGAGAUUAAUCGAAAUGGCUAAACCAAGAAACCAUCCUGAUAGCUAUCACUUCUCCUUCUUCACUUAUCGCCAACCUUCUCCUCUAGUUCAAGGAUCCACUUGCUUUGCAGAUUUAGACUACUUCAUAAAACGCAUGCACGGUGAUUUACAGAGAUAAACACUGGUUGGAACUUGGAAAUCAGAACCGAGCAAUAGAGAGGUUUUUUUUUUUUGAAAGUAAGUUUUUGUUUAACUUUGAAACUUCAAAACCAAUUUGGCUCAUAAGAGUAACUGCCUCUAAAGCCGGUUUGAACUUAACCUUUGGGAAAGAGUAUCCAUGACUUUAAUGAUUGGAACUCUUAGAAAUAUAAAAUCCUCCCUCAGCUA